AUGUCGGCAAGACACGCUGAGCGUCACACGAUUGUGGAUCAAUUCAAAUACCACUUGCGUCAUCACAUUAAGCCGGACGGUGUGAAUUGGUCUUGUAAACCUUUCUGUGAAGACGCUCUCCUCUUUUCCCACUGCCUCCCAUUCCACCCCUCGCGCCAAGGCGCAGACCGGAAAGCAGACGAUUGGCUGUCCGCGCGAAGUGCUCGACCAAAUGCUCACCUGCCACAUCCACUUGGACUAUUUGGAGGAUCCACGAUUCCUGCCCUGCGGACACACGUUCUGCAGGAACUGCCUGACCCAGUUCCUCAGUCGCUUCAUCGUCGAAUCGACGCCGUCGUCGACGUCGACGUCGCAGCUGCACUCGGCCGGCGGCACUCGGUUUCCCUGUCCCAUCUGCCGCGACCAGUGCGACCUUCCGCCGCUCGGCGACGCGUCGGCCUUUCCGAAGGCCUUCUUCUUCAACAAUCUCCUCGAAGUGGUCAAGCGCUCGCGCAGCGCACCCUCCAGCCCCGCCACCAGCGAAUCGGAGCACAGCUCCUCCAAGCAGCCGCCCAUUGGCUAGACCCGCGCCCUCGCCCCAUCCUCCCCCUCUUUGUCUUCCUCUCGCCAAAGCCGACGGCGAUGGUCUCCGGCCGGAGACGGUCGAGUCGCGCCCCGCCUCGCCGGACGGCCUCGACCUGA
Messenger RNA from Protopolystoma xenopodis, 681 nucleotides. The record is from the annotation of a GenBank genome assembly. NCBI's taxonomy places the organism in Eukaryota, Metazoa, Platyhelminthes, Monogenea, Polystomatidea, Polystomatidae.